UUUAAAAAAGCUUAAAAGAAAGAACACGAAACAUUGCAAAACAGUCAACUUUAGCCGAUCAUGUCGUGGUCUGCACCACCUGUAAAACCUUCACCUGUGAGUUCACCUGUAAGCAUGGCAAGUUAUACAGGUAGCAGUAAUGCUAGUGGGAGUAGUCGUGAAGGGAGUCCAGCGUAUUCGAAGCUGGAUAAAUCCAAUUAUAUGAAUGUGACGAAUGAUGGAUUGUUUCCUGGUGAAAAUCAUGCUCCAAGUGACAAUAACAACAAUAUGCCUUCUGAUGAUAUGGCAUUGAUGAAUGGUGGCAACCCAGCAAAACAUCGUCUGGCUGCAGGAAUGAUGUAUACAGGUGAUACUAGAUCUCUUCCCAACGGGCUACCCCCUGGAUCUGUUGCAAAAUACAAUAUGACAGAUCAUUCUAAAUCACCAACGACACAACAAUUCCUUGUUGAGCACUUAGCCUCGUUUCCCCAAGAUGCAAACGCUGGUUAUAUGACUCCUACUGAAGCCCUAGCACGCCUAAAGCAAGUAAGCACUGGUGGAGGAUUGUGGGCUCAAAAAAUGAGUAUGAACAUCACUAGUCGUAAACUUAUAAUGGCAAAUGGUGAAACAAUGGACAUCAUCGAAGAAUACCCGUUUGAUCAGAUCAGUUUGUGCAUUACUUGUCUUGAUGAUCCAAUGUUUGAGAAUUUACUCAUAUUCAGCACAAAACUUUCACAGGAUAAAGUCGGAGCUGUCCAUUUGUUUCAAUGCAAAACAAAAGAGGCGACAGUCAUUAGUGAAGUCAUAAACAAACAGCGCGAACUCAAGGCCGCUAAUCUUUCUAAUGGACUCUCAAAUGGUGGUUCCGAGGUUAUGUCGAUAAGCUCAUCAGACAGACGCAGCUCUGGAUCUCAACAAACAAGAACGGAAUAUAACUUACAACAAAGACACGCAGUUGCAAGAGCUGUAGAAGCAUUUCAAACAAACGAAAAUACAGCACCUCAAAAACCGGAACGUCAUUUUGCCACAACAGUGCAAAUGAAUGGGUCUGCUGGAGGGAAUGUAUCCCAAAUUCAAGAUGCUAAAAUCACCAGAGAUGUGCAAAUAUUGAACAAGUGUAUUGAAGAAGUUGAGAACUUUGUUGUCAUGUUAAAACGAAUCAACGAAGCCAGAAAAAUGUUGCAAUCCAAGAAAAAGGGAAGCAAGAAGAAAAAAGUUGAAGAUAUUCUGCAACUUCAGGCUCAGCCUCCACCAGAUCAUAGAAUAUUUGACAUAUAUCAAAAAUUUAAACAUGCGUUAAAUCUACUGGGAAAGUUACAGCCCCAUAUAAAUGAGCCAAAUGCACCUGAACUCGUGCACUAUCUGUUUAUUCCACUUGGAAUUAUUGUUAAAGUAACAGGUAUCGAAAAAGCAAGACCGGUUGUUGAACCACUACUUACUGCGACAUCUGUGGACCUGCUCGAGCAAUGUCUCGAUUCGAAAAAUUAUCAAUUUUGGCAAAGUCUUGGACCAAACUGGACAUUAACAAAAUCAUCGGAUCGAUUCAAAGACAGAUAUUUCAACCUGUACAUACCUAUAUUUAUUGACGGGUGGAUUCCACCUGAGAUUGUAGCCAAUGAGAAACAAGGAGCAGCUGCCAAAUCAACAGCUGUCAUGGUAGCAAGAAUGCAGGGCCGCAAAACAUCCGCACAAGCAGCUUACACCAAAUCCACUGUCAUAUUAGCAGCCAUGAAAUUCAAACAGCUGGGACAGCAAGCUCGUGAGAAAAGACAGAACAUGUCUCGAUCGACCAGCAGCAGUGGCAUUUUGCAAGUAAACACAGCAGAUAUUCAUAACCAUCAUCUCCACCAAAGAAACAACAGUAUAGACAGCAAACCACAAUAUCGAUUGGUUGGUAUUGUGGUCUACGACUACCUGGCACAUAACAACAAAGAACUCACCAUACGUGCAGGAGAGAAAGUGCACAUUCUUGACAAUUCACGAAGAUGGUGGCUAGUUCGUAAUGGUCACGGUGAACAAGGCUACGUACCUUCAACUGUGUUGGAGAUUCCUGCCACAGAUUCUGGUAAUAGUUCGCCGAUUAAUGAUAUCCAUGGUUUCACGCAAACAAAUGGCGGUGUAGUAAUGAAUGGAAACAGUGGCAUGGCUAAUGGUCAUAUUCAUCACCAAACACAAACAUCCUCCGUCCCAUAUUCACCCAAAUUUGACAGCAACCAAAAUUACGUCAACGAUAACUCCCUGACACAACAUCACCAACAGCAACAACAACCGCAACAAACCACCACUCCGGUCAUAAUAUCAGUGCGGUUACCGGACGGAAGUAACGUCCAAUCAAAUAUAGAUGGUACACACAUUAUAGCCACGCCGGCGGGUAUGAACACUUCUACUCAAGCAUUAGGAACUUCUCCUCAAGGAAUGGGUACAUCCACUCAAGGAAUAGGUACGUCCACUCAAGGAAUGGGUACAUCCACUCAAGAAAUGGGCACUUCUGCUCAUAGAAUCGGUACAUCUAAUCAAAGCAUUGGUGUAUAUUCUACUCAAGGAAUAAGCACAAGUGUACAGACAGUUAAUACAAACGGUAUGCAGAACAGCAGUGGAAAAGAGUCUCCUGCAUAUGCGGUCGUCAAAAAGAAGCCAGUUUCUGCUCAAACAUCGAAUGGUUUUAGUAGCAGAAAUUACCAGAAGACAACUGUUGUCACACAGACGCAGACAGCAUCCCAGAACAGGAUGUCACCACCGAAAACCGCAGCGGUGCCUCCUCCACCCGCUCCGCCGCCACCACCCGUACCACCGCCAGUAUCGCCAAAACCGCAGUCAUUUAUUGUGUCGAAAGAAGCUAAUCUUGGAUCUGUUCUAGUUGGAUCUGUUCCUGAACCUAACUCUAACUCCAACUUUAACUACGAACCAAAAGGAGGAGACUUACAAAGCGAACUGAAGAACAGACUGUCUUUAUCACUCAACCCUGUCGAAGUGCAACAGUCGCAAGAGAAAGUUCCAAACAUUGAUGCUGUGGAUGUCUUUAUUCCGUUGUAUAAAAGUUCGACAGCUGAUGACGUCAGCAGAUGGUUGUUUAAACUUGGAUUCAGUGAGAGAUCGAUUGAUAUUUUGAAAGGGAAGACUGCGUUGGACUUGUUUAAGAUCAACAAAGAAGAUAUGAUCGAUUUGUUGGGUAAUGAUGAAGGAAUUCAACUUUACGAAGAGUUACAAGUACAGAACGGUGCUCAAAAUCGUCAUAAAACUCUCACAGAAUUCCAGCGUGCUUUGGUGAGAAGAUUGCAGAAGCGAGAACAGCAACACGAUAUGGCACGGGCGCAUCAUCAGGGUCAAGAUGCUAACUCAACAGCAUCACCCUCGGACAUGUUGAAGGACGAUUUAUCUAAGGUGUUUGAAAAUGAUGGUGCCUCCGCUAUAAGAAAGCAAAAAGAAGAACUUGAACGUUUAAAAAAGAAUGCUAGAGAACCUGCCAAUGCAACGUUCACCUCCUUUUCUUCGAACUCUUCGAUCAAUGUGAGCACACCACAAGGAAAAACAAAGCUGUGAUCAGUAGAUGAAGAUGUACAAAUCUGUAUAUAUCAUACCUCUGAUUGGGCGAAUCAAGAUGAACGAGAAAAAGUGGUUACACACACCAAAUUAAAUCUUAAGACCUCCAUUACCACUUACAGAGUUAAACUACGUAAUUUUACUUGGGAUAUAAAUAUACUUGUAUUUAGUAUUUAUGUAUUUAUUACCCAGCAUACAUUUUGACGAUGCGUUGCCAUGGUUUUCUAACCAAAACAUUACGCAAGCCCGGCAAUGUCUAUAUUGCUGAAACGGCUUAGCAUAUGAAUGUUUCGUCCGCACGCACGUCCUAUGUGUGGUUGGUUUUAAUACACUUUCGGAAUAAUUUUGUAAAAUUCUCCACCCCAGAGCUUAUUUUAAUAUUUUUUCGGAGAGUUGAACAAACAGAAUAUAAAUAUUUACAACUUGGUUUCCAACCCUUUAAACUUUAUUGCUUAUAUAUUUUUGUUAUGUUAAGUUUAUGAAUAUAAUGAUAAUAUGAAAAUAAUUUUGUUUCGUUGGUAAAAUAUUAUUUUUUGUAAAAAUUAAAAAGUUAUGCCGAGACAGGAAGUCUGCUGAAUCUUGAAAACCUUGAAAUAUGAAAACUACUAAAAAAAAAUUUUUUAGUUUUAAAUUAUUUCCUCGUUGCAUAAAAUAUAGUAGACAUCCCAAUAAAAAACACCGAAAAUUUGGCGAAAAAAUUUAAAAUUUAAAAAAAUUUAUCUUUUGUUCCCGUCGCGUUUAUUAUGUCUGCAUAUAUCUCUUUUGCUUUAUUUCUCACUAUCGGUACAUUUUAACGAUUUGACCAACAUUGAGAUAAUACACGUAAUUAAUUUUUCGUCACUGUAUAUUUUUAUAAUAAAACAAAUUAUUAAUAUCGAACCCAGGAAUAACUACUGUAUAAGAAACCAUGAAUGCAAGAAUUCCUGGGUACGAAAUUGACAAGCGCAUUUGUUGCACUACAGUAGAUACUUCCCGAUAUCUUUUCAUAUACGUAUCUCGUUUUGGUGUCAGCCUCGUUCUAAUGUCAGCUGCACCUUUACGGUAAAAGCGAAGACAUCGGGAAAAUGAUAAUUGCUAAUUAUUGAUUUAGUAUUUUAAAAUGUGGUUCAUUCUAAUUGAUAUAUACUCGCCACUAUGUUACAUUUCCUGUAAAAUGGACACGAAAAUGUAAAAUGGACACGUGAAUACUUUUACUUCUCUAACGAUUUGGUAGCCGAGGGAAUGUCUAUAUUUAAAUUUUCAGGCUUAAAUUUUUGAGGAGAUCGUUUUUCUUGUAAACAACAAUAUGCAUUCUCUCGUGUCUAUUUCAGGCGAUGUGAUCUGAAUUUUUUGUAGCGUUAAAGAUGAUAAGAAAACCCUUUUUAUUAA
Hydractinia symbiolongicarpus is the source of this 4887-nucleotide messenger RNA. Its product is annotated as epidermal growth factor receptor kinase substrate 8-like. The transcript is spliced from 31 exons. Gene Ontology annotation, molecular function: actin binding. The record is from RefSeq and is a predicted model, not a curated record. NCBI's taxonomy places the organism in Eukaryota, Metazoa, Cnidaria, Hydrozoa, Anthoathecata, Hydractiniidae. Gene Ontology annotation, biological process: regulation of Rho protein signal transduction; Rho protein signal transduction. The coding region runs from base 61 to 3519 and encodes 1152 amino acids. Gene Ontology annotation, cellular component: plasma membrane.